GUCGCGAAUGUAAACAGUAUACACACACUUGCUGAAUAAAUGAAGAGUCAGUCGUCGCUGAACUGUCACAGAUCGCACACUAAAGCUCAGAAGUGGUCGGACCUACCGAAGUGAUAAUUUCAAAAGAAAAAUAAAAAUCGGCAUUAAUGAAUUGUAAUCCUGGCAAUUACACAUUAAAAGAACUAAAAGCUCUGUGCGUACAAAACAAACUUAAAAGUAGUGGCACAAAAAUCGAAUUGAUUAAAAGACUUGAAAAUAUUAAAUUUGAGUGGUGCGCGCUUGAAAAAAAUAAAACAGCAAUGAAAAAAAUCAACGCCACAGAACAAACCGGUAAAAUAGACAGGGAUGAAAACAACGGCAACGGCGAAGAACAAAGUAGCGAAAACGAGAUAGCAAGAAGUAGCGACAACGACGGCGACACGAUGACGGCAACGGUUGCACAUACAUACAAAGGAAUGCAAGAAACAGAAGGUUCGAGAAAAGUAACGGGAUCUUGCGAAAUAAAUGUUAACAACGAAAAUGAGAUCGAGCAAUGUUCUGAGAGGCAGAUGGUGAGCGCCAGCAACAAUGAGUCCAACAAAUGUUUAGCGAUCCCGAUGGCCAGCAACAAUGAUCCCGAGAUGCAAUGGCUGGCAACAAGGAGCCACAACAAUGUUUUGGAAACCAAAUGAUGCGGAACAAUGUAACUAUCCAAGACAGCGAUAUUCAAAGAAUGGAAAAUGAGUUGAAAAUAUUGAAGCUGCAAAAUGAGAUCGACCAGUUAAAAAAUAAACAACAACGAAGUAACGAAACAGACUCAAGCAUUUCUUUCGAAAUUUUAAAGGAGAUCGUUAAGAAAAAUUUCAAGGUCGGCGACGAGAUGAUGCGUGCGCUGAUUCACUACAAAGUUAAGGGCGAUGCUGAAAUAUGGCUGUAUUCAAGCACGAGCGCUACUAUGGACACAGCGGAUAAAAUGUUAAGCCACCUGGAGAAAAUGUUCGUAAUGUCCAAAGAAUCAAAGUUGAGUAUGCGGCAGAAGCUACAGAACUGCGUCUGGAUCAAAGGUGAGGAGUUCUCCAAGUACUACAACGAGAAGUGGCAGCUGGCGGAUAACUUAGCACUGGCAGAAGAUGAAUUUUUGGAAUAUGUCAUUGACGGCAUACACGAUGUCAAUCUACGCAAUCUGGCUAAGUCGCGUUCGUUCAAGACCGGAUUGGAGCUUCUGGAGGCAUUCCGAAACGUUGAGUUGGGCUACGUUCCUAAGCCCAAGUUACCGGAAGACCGUAGAGCAGGAGAUUUUCAGAAGCCACGAGGUAAUGCAGAGUGCUACAAUUGCCACAGUCGGGGCCACCUGGCCAAAGAGUGCCGCAAGCCUAAGAGACAAGAUGGGGCUUGUUACGCAUGUGGCUUGCAAGGACAUGUUGCUAAGGAGUGCAACCAAUACAAGAAGUCGAAGGGCGGGGACAACGAUUAUAAUGUCUCAUAGAUUCUGGCAGCCCGAUAAGUAUUAUUAAAAACGUUUUAUACCAAGUCAAAUUAAAAUGGAAAAGACUACUUCUUUAAGUUACGUUGGAUUAAAUUUAAGUAAAUUACAAAUACAUGGAAGCGUAAAAUGU
Molecule: messenger RNA, 1595 nt
Organism: Drosophila santomea
Lineage: Eukaryota; Metazoa; Arthropoda; Insecta; Diptera; Drosophilidae
Exons: 3
Coding region: 626-1465 (279 amino acids)
Molecular function (GO): nucleic acid binding; zinc ion binding
Source: RefSeq, a predicted model, not a curated record